AUAAAUAUCUGGGGGUCAUUUUUGACCAUCAGCUGAGUUGGGCACCACAUAUGCAGUGUGUCAAGCAAAGGCUACGACGGAUGCUGUAUGGUCUAUCUCAGUUGAGCCAAGUACUUGAUACCAGAUUAAGUAAAAGAGUAUACCAUGCUUAUGCACAGUCAGUGUUACAGUAUGGUAUCAUUGUCUGGGGAGGGGUGUCAUCUGCUAGCCUGGAGCCUCUCUCGGUUACCCAGCGCACCAUUAUAAAAAAAAUUCUUAAAAAAGAACCCAGAUAUCCCACGUCGCUGUUGUUCUCGGACUUCCCUGUGCUCAAUUUAAGACAACUGUAUAUUAAAACACUUCUCACAUAUAUCAGGAAACACAAAAUAGAACUACUCAGCAAUAUUCAACAUAACUAUCAAACUCGACACAGAAAUAACCAUGGAUAUUCAACACCUCAAUUAUAUCACGGAAUAGAACUUAGGUCUUCUCACUAUCUAGCACAAAUCGUCUAUAGAAACUUGCCCAAUGAUAUCAGGGAGGCUGAGAGCUGCAGCGAUGUGGUGUAUAAAAGGAAGCUGUUUAAAUGGUUGAUUGGCAUAGGUUGGGCUGGAACCGAGGGCUUACUUCAUUCCUAUGCUUCUUAAAUCUCUACAAUUUAAUAAAUAAAUUGUCACAGUCUUGAGUCCUCUUGCUCUUUUUUUUUUUAGCUCU
Messenger RNA from Nilaparvata lugens (brown planthopper), 693 nucleotides. RefSeq lists its product as uncharacterized. Bases 51 to 626 code for a protein of 191 amino acids. The transcript has 2 exons. The record is from RefSeq and is a predicted model, not a curated record. NCBI's taxonomy places the organism in Eukaryota, Metazoa, Arthropoda, Insecta, Hemiptera, Delphacidae.